UGAAAUUGCUCAAUAGUGUACUGACGUAUUACCCAGGAUGCACCGCGGUCGUCCUCAGUGGUAAACAUGGCGGCCAGGGCACCAGUGGCAACGGGCAGGCUGUUGGUUGGGUUCCGUAAAUGGUAUUACAACCUAUGUGGCUUCAACAAAUUUGGCUUGAUGCGUGAUGACACAAUGUAUGAGGAUGAAGAUGUGAAGGAAGCCCUGAGGAGGCUUCCAGAGACCGUUUACAAUGACAGGAUGUUCAGGAUCAAGAGAGCCCUGGAUCUCUCCAUGAAGCAGUCGAUUCUUCCGAAAGAGCAAUGGACACAAUACGAACAGGAUGUCCAUUACCUGUCACCAUAUCUGGACGAAGUGAUCCGGGAGAGGAAAGAAAAAGAAGAAUGGAUGAAGAAAUAAAACUGUCACAGUUGUUGAUCUCGUCUUCAGGUGGUGCAUGACAUCCCCCGGUGUAAUAUAUAAAGUAAAAUGUAACCUAUUAAAACGUGUAAAUUUUGAA
This is a messenger RNA of Cololabis saira (Pacific saury), 499 nucleotides long. RefSeq names its product cytochrome b-c1 complex subunit 7 (gene uqcrb). Gene Ontology annotation, biological process: mitochondrial electron transport, ubiquinol to cytochrome c. NCBI's taxonomy places the organism in Eukaryota, Metazoa, Chordata, Actinopteri, Beloniformes, Belonidae. Bases 67 to 399 code for a protein of 110 amino acids. The record is from RefSeq and is a predicted model, not a curated record. The transcript is spliced from 4 exons.